ACCGAAUACAGUGAUGAGGGCGCUAAUAAAGGCCAGGGUUACGUUCCCGGGGAAGGGAGAAGCCUGGUGCGUAUUGCCUGGCGCCGCGUGAGUGGCCGUGUGUGGCUGGCAGUGCUGGCAGGCCAGUGUGGGUCUCAGGGUGCUCCCUUGCUCCCAGCUGAGCCUCGCUUUCAGAUGUGGGUGUCGUGAUCCCACCGUAUCUUUGGCUCUUCCGGAGCACACCACAUCCUUCCGGGCGGCUGCUGCACCUCAGCAACCCUCCCCUCCCGUCGCCUGGCCAGAGGGCGCCGCAGUACACUUGUCUUGGCCGCGGAGAUCGCCUCUCACCACAAGGCCAGCACGUCCUGGCGCGGCAGGUACUAAUUGACACCGGAGCUGGGGCGCGGAGGUCCUGCUGCGUGGUGCCUUCGGUGGGAGGAAAUGUUGCGGGAUGGAGGAAGGCAUGCGAGGGAGGCGCGGCUCCCAGCGGGAGAUGAGGGCUGAGUGAGCACGAGGCGCCCUGUUGUCCCACGCUGGACUCAAACACACAGUUACUUGAGCUAUUGAUCUAAAGUAAGGGAGGCAGACUGUACUGGAGGUGCCCGCCGCUCCACAGCCACCGCCGCCGCUGCCCGUGGCACAAGCAUCGGCGUCAGCAGCAGGAAGCAGAGUGCGUGUGCGUGUGGUGUGCGUCUGGAGGAAGCAACCCUUGCUCCCCCCGGUGAAUCCCUUCCUCCCCUCCCCCCGCCGCCCACUGAGCUGUUGCACCACUCGCCACGCAGAUGAGUGGGCUGGCGUGCUAGUGGCGGUGGGCGUGCGGGGACUUAGUGUAGUGAUGGCAGCCCGCAGUGACGGACCACCCAUCGCCCCACGCCCACACUGACGCCAGGCAUGCAGAGUGCCAGCCCCUCGCCUCCCGCACACCUCCGUCCGGCCGCCCACUCCUCCUUACAACACACGGCCAUCGAGGAGGAGAGCGAUGAGGCGGAGCGCGGCGGCCUGGGCGGGGCGGGAGGCAAGAGGCACCACCAGCACCCGGCCGCCUCCUUCCGCGAUGAGCUGGCCAGCCAUGACCCGGGCUACUUCAGGAAGGACUCGCGGCCCCCGAGGAGCGCCCCAGCGGAGACGCGGCAACCCUCGGAGUCCGGUCCGCGGUCACUCCCACACCCAACACCCCUGGCAGCCCUAACACCAGCGGCAGCCUAGACACGAGCAGCACCGCCAGCACUGCCAGGACACCAGACACGCCCAGCCCUGGCGGCUCCAGGCCCUCCGUCAAUGGCCACUCCGGCAGCAGCGAUAAGAGCUGGGGCGACGCGGACGCCAAGACGACAGACAAGAGCCGAGAUGAUAACUUGGCAGACUCAGUUGCGCACCUCGCCAUUUCCCCCGCCAGUCAGGGAGGCUCAGGCGCGUCGGUUGGCGGCGAGACGGCGCCUGCCACAGAGUCCAAGACGGUGGCGAGCGGCGGCGAGGCGCAGAAAGGAGUGGCUGUAAAUCCCGUGGCGCAGCCUACCGCGGAAGUGUCUGCCAAGGAUUCCCUAGACGAGUUCCCCACCACCAUCGCCAUCUCGACGCCCACCAGCAGCGGCUGGAGCAUUACAGAACACAAGCCGAGCCGCAGUGUGUGCGAGGAGCUUCGUAUGUUGUCGAGGGUUAACUCCAUGGUGGAGCGAGGCUCACUGGCCACCAUUCGUGCCAACUCGGUGGAUGAGAAUGGCCCCUGCGUCCCCGCGAAGGGCACCACCGCCCCCGGCCAGGGAGUGGGCAUGCGGCGCGGCACGCAUAUAGCGCGCCUCAUCCAGUCCAAGAGUGUGAACAUGGGCGAGCGGCCAAUCUAUCCCAACGUUCCCUUCUCGCCCUACGGCUCGCCGUGCUCGUCCCCACGGCUGAGGCGGCGGCCCCUCAAGGAGUCCCGCUGCGUCAGCAUUGAGAAAAAUGGCGAGUACGAGCAGCUCAACCAGUACAAGCUGAAGGAGGCCAUUGGACAGGGUUCAUACGGCAUUGUCAAGCUGGCUUACAACACGGAGGAGGAUGCUCACUAUGCGAUGAAAAUCCUGUCCAAGAAGAAGCUGAUGAAGAAACAUGGUUGCUUUGGCCGCUCCUGGACCAUCGGAGCAGAGACAGAGGCCUCUCAGCACGUCCGUUCCCUCAGCCCCCAACACCGCAUGGACAGUUAUUCUCCUCCCACUCACCGAGUGAAGGGACGCCUGCCUCCUCCUAGGGCAUCAGGUGGCCGCCCCAUGGAGAAUCCCCUGGACAGAGUACAUCGAGAGAUAGCAAUCCUGAAGAAGCUGAACCACCCCAAUGUUGUCAAGCUGGUGGAGGUCCUCAAUGAUCCAGCAGAGGAUAACUUCUAUAUGGUAUUUGAGCUUCUGGAGAAGGGUGAGGUGAUGGAGAUCCCAACAGACAUGCCUCUGAGUGAGGACCAGGCGUGGGCGUACUUCAGGGAUGUCCUCCUUGGCAUAGAGUACUUACACUACCAGAAAAUCAUUCACAGAGACAUAAAACCAUCAAACCUUCUCUUGGGGGACAAUGGCCACAUCAAGAUUGCAGACUUUGGUGUGUGCAAUGAAUUUGAUGGAAAGGACGCUUUUCUCACCAACACUGCCGGUACCCCAGCCUUCAUGGCACCUGAAGCUCUAUCCACCUCAAGGCACAAGUACUCUGGAAAAGCAGCAGAUAUUUGGGCAAUGGGCAUUACCCUCUACGCCUUUGUGUAUGGCAAGCUUCCUUUCCACGAUGAUAACAUUGUUGUUCUCUACGACAAGAUCCGAAACUCACCGCUUUCAUUCCCUCCUAUUCCCUUUGUCUCGGAUGAUCUGAAGGACUUGAUCUCUUUGAUGCUGGAGAAGAAUCCUGCUCAUAGAAUAACUUUGCCAGACAUUAAGGAACACCCGUGGGUCACUGCGGGCAAUCAAUAUCUACUGCCAACUGAAGAGGAAAACUGCAUAUUAAUUGAAGUGACUGAUGAGGAAGUCCAGAGUUGUGUGCGUUCAAUCCCCAAGCUGGAGACCCUCAUCCUCAUCAAGUGUAUGCUCAAGAAACACAGCUUCCAGAACCCCUUCAGGAUGAACAUAUUGUACAAAGAACAGUUUGCACGCACAGGACGAUCCCACUCGGCGCCGGGUUCGUAUGAGUUCUACUUGGAAAGGAAGAGGUCGCUCGAUACCUCCCUCCCAGCAGUAGAUGAGAUAGAAGUGGGUGAAGACAGAUGAUAAGGGUAAAGAGGCAGCAGGUAGGAUCCUGACUAACCAUGCAAUAAGGACAAGUAGGUGCACAAAGAAGAGGAAGAUGUGACUGUGGAAGGUUACAGCCUUAGUAAGUCAAUGGCUGCUGUCUUCAGAGGGUAUGCAGAUUUUCUCUAAAAAGAAUUGUUUACAUAAAAGGAAAAUUCAUAUAAAACAGUACAAAAGGAAAAGGCAGUUUUAUUUAGUAUAUUUUGAAAAGUAGUCCAUCUUACUGAAUCAGUGAAAGUGGUGUCAUACUUAGAGUGCAUUGCAAAAGGGAAAUUAUUUAUAUGUUCAGUACUAAGGGAUAUAUCUCAUAAGCACACAAAUGAAAUUCUAAAGACACAGGCAUUAUAGCAAUUUAAUAAAAUACUUUCAUUGACAGAGCUAUAUGUAACCUUUCUUUCUGUAUGUGGUAAAUUUAAUACAUUGUCAACUUUAUAGGUAACUACCUAUGUGUUUUUUUUUUUAACUUCUCUUAGUUCUUGUUUUUUUUUUUUUCCAGAUUUUCUUUCUGUAAUAAAAUUUCACAGAUAUACCAUUUCUAGACCUCAUACAAAAUAAAAGAAUGAUAAUGAAAUGCAUCCCAUAAGUAGAUGAAACUCAAUAAAUACUUGAGUUGUUGAUAUGAUAUACAAAUAAAGUUCCCUAUUCCUGCAAGCACUAACAGUUCUGCAAGAACAUAGCUGUCAUGACAGUGGUGGUGCUACUGAACAAGAAAGGUCUUGGUGUCUUUGAUAUUUUCAUCCUAACUCAUAACUAACAUAACAUAAGGUGUGCCGUACUCAGUCAUGAGCGCUGGCGCAGGGCUGGCAGUGCCACCCUUCCUGGGCCUCGGCACAUGGAGUAGGGUGUAGUCAGACAUGCUACUACCUAAACUACCACACUCCCCAUAACUACCAUCAACAUUUUAAUUCUUGAAGACAAUCAGAUGUUUUAACUCAAAAUUUCAAUGUAAGUCUUAACAAACUGAUGCCUAACCCUUAAAGUUAUGUGUAAUUCUAAGACAAGACUUAAUUGUCUUCAUAUUACAUCAUACGUAUUUACCUUCAGAUUAAUGUCAAAUGCUACCAGUCAUUAUCAGGAGUGUUUGCCCUUAUAAUUGUUAUUUAUUUCUUAUUUUGUAUAUUAAUGAAAAAAAAACAUUCCAAAUGUGAACAGAUGGCCAGAGUAAUAAGAAGAUAAGCUAGGAUGAAUGUAUCAGAGAUGCCUUAGUUUGUUAUAUCAAGGUUGUAGAGCAUACAUAGUAGGUACAAGUCAUCAUAGCAAAGUUGUUUCCACAAAGUAGUGCAGGUGAUGUUCUAUUAGUCCAUGCUAGUACUGUUAGCUCAUGAUGCUUGUGCCAUGUGAGGUGGCUGUGAGCUAAGACUUGUUGAGACAUAAGUACUGCUGCUCAUGUGAUGGUUUAUUUUCCUUAGGAUGUUCAUCAUGCAUAAUUGAAUAUUGCAUUUAUAAUUCUCAUACUAGCUUUUUCAUACAUCAGUAAUUCAGUGAUAUAUAGCUGUAUAUUCAUCAACUCAUUGUAUGUAAUACAAUGUGAGAUUUGAGACAGUCAUUACAGUCUCGUAAUUAUUCUGUGAUUUUCUAAUAAGCCAAUAAAAGUGAGUGGUGCACUAGAAGCAGACAUUACCCAGCCCAGGGAGCAGGCUCUUAACAGCUGAUGUCAGACAACAAACAGAGAUACACAAUAGUAGCAUUUCCCUUAGAGAUGUUUGUACUUUCAGAUUAUCUUGAUUCAGACAUAAAAGAGCAGGUCUUUUUAUCGUUCUCCGUAUCAGUGGCUGGUCGGCAGGUCAGCGGGUCUGGUGUUUAUCACUGGGGAGUGUCCAGUGCUAGUGUGCAUCAAGCUCUUUCUUACCUAUGAACUAAGUUAAUUUUCUAUGCAAUGUAAGUCCUUCAAAGCUAUCCUGCAUCACCUCCCUCUAGGACAUGUAUUAACCAUUGCUCCUGCACAUUUUUUUAUUCAUGUCUGUAUGUAAAUCAGUAGGAUAUAUUUAUCUGAUUUAUCAUCUAAAAAUUUACACUGUUAACAUCAAUAUGGAUUAUGCCACAGCAUAAUUUCUUUUUUUCAUACUUGUUCAAAAUUUUUGACAGUACUGAGUUUGAUACCUGAUAAGAUUAUAAUUAUGCAAUCAUAACUGCAAGUUUUAGCAACAAAGUAAGCUUUAAAAUAAACUAGAUAUUGUUAGAAUAGAGCAGACAUUAAAUAAAAUAGAAAUUAUUUGUUUUUUUAUCAUUUAUGUAAAUACAUACUAUGAAAAAAUAUCUUCCAUCUAAAAUUCAUAUACAGAUUACCUAUGUUAUGUAAAAUAUAAAUUUGAAUAUGCCUGUCAUGCUUCCUCAUUAUAUGUUCAAAGACCUUUAAUACAUUGUACAUUAUGAAAUCUAUAGAAGAAACUGUCCAAAAAAACUUUUCCUUUAAUUAUAUUGUUCAUAAUUAUUAUAAAUAAUGAGUUCUAUAUAUGAUACAUACUCAGAUAUAUGAUAUCUCCACUCAAAGCAUUUCUAGUUCAGACUCAGUUAUGGAAGUCUGAGUCUAGUUAUUAAUUGGUCGAGAUGGAGUGUGGUCCUGUCUUGGGUCAUCAAGGGGAAGUGAUGUCAGAUUGGAAAGUCAUAAAUCUGAGAUGUGUUACUCUUCUUUGUGCUUGUUUCAUUCAUGAAAGCUUUGAAUUUAUAAAUUUGAAUGAUAAUUUUUUAGCACAAAAAAAAAAAAAAAUGCUGCAAGUGCUUCACAAUUGAUAACCAUUUUCAUUUCAAACAGAUCAGUAAUAAUUAUGAGAUAAAAUAUUAGGUUUAGGAACUAAACCUUGGGAAAUGAUUGUCCUUUUCUUGAAAGCUGGUGACAAUGAAGUGGUGCAUAAAUUAGAAAUUAAGGAUAUCAAUUGCAUGAAAUUGAAGCACUUGUGUCCUUGUACAUAAGUGAGAUACUGUCUGCAAGGGUUACUUUAAGUGGAAAUCCUUCUGAUUCAUAAAGCUGUAAUUAGUCUCCUUACUGUGGGUCAGCAGCUGAGGAUUCCACGCAGCAAUACUGAUGACAGGGAAUGGCUCUUUGUAAAUUGCUUCAUCCAAGGAAAUCUGACCAUGAUUAUUGUUUGCCAAUUGUAUAUCUUUAUUUUCAAUAGUGUAUUGUUCCAUGGAUGUCCUGUUGAAAUUUUUGCAGGCAUAUUUUUCUAUGCAAGCUAAUUGUCAUUGUAAGCAGCAUAAUAUUUGUUUAGCAACAAAAUAUAAGCUGGAAUUAUUCUAAAAAAUAUAUACAUAUAAUGUGUGUGUGUGUCUGUGUGUGUACGUGUGUGUGUGUGUGUGUGUGUGUGUGUGUGUGUGUGUGUGUGUGUGUGUGUGUGUGUGUGUGUGUGCGUGUGUGUGUGUGUGUGCGUGCAAAAUGGAGGUCAAAACAUGAAUAUAAUAUACAGGCAGAAUUGAAAUGUGAAGGUCAAAUAUUUCAUUCAGUGUAAUAGUGUGAUCCACAUGAUGAAUUUCCCUAAGUUGUUUGGUCAUAGGUAUCUAUUGCAUGUGCUCUCUAUAGUUUUGCUACAGCUGGUUGCUUGGUGAUAUGCAGAAACUCCCUGCAAACAUAUUUUUGAAUAUAUAAUUAUGUUGCUUAUUCAUUUUUAUUUUCUCUUGUAUUUCUGUGCAUAUAAUGAAUUAUUUCCUACCAACACACUUUAUUCCAGAGUUACAUAAAGUUGUAAUUUGCAUCAGUUGUACUGGUUCCUCCUUCAAUACUCUCAAGCUCAAUGCAUCCACUCAUUACCACUCUACUCUUCACAAUAAUCAAUUUAAUGAAGAGUAAGCUGGAUUUAGAAAUGUGAAAGAAUGUGUGGACUUUUUUUAUUUUUUUUUAUUUAAGGAUGAACAUUAAGAAAAGAAAGCAAAAUGAAGGCAGGCAUAUGCUGCAUUUAUAAAGCUUUAAAUGAUAUUUGAUUAAAUUAACUGGAAUCAGUAUGGAGGGAGAGGGGGGAAGGGUGCAUGGUGGUGUGAAGACCAUUUGAAAAGGUGUAAAAUUAUUAAAGUGACUUUGGAAUUAGGUGAAAACUUCAGAUCAGGCUGAAGAGUGUGUAAUAUCAUAAUGUCUAUCAGAUUUGUCAGAGCAUUGAGAGAGAUGAAAAUAAGACUGGUAAAUUUGGAAUAGGACUGUUUGCAGAUCAGGGAUGGAAUGAAUACAGAAGUUGUGUACAUAUUUGAAUAUGAAUAUUAGUUCUUCAGUUCCUACAAAUAUGAAUAUGAAUGCACUGAAAUAUUGUUAAUUCAAAUAUGAAUGUGUGUACUUCAUGAAAGUAUUCACAAAUGUAUUCAUGAAUACAGAGGCUUAGCAGACCUGAUGCCUUUUGCUUCCUUAUCAAUGCUUGUGAUGCAGCAUGUCUCAUUGUACAUACUUCACACAUACUGCCUGCUAACCAUCAUGUUUUUCUGAAGCAAGGGAAGAGCAGAUACAACUAAUGCCACAUGAAGUUACUGGAACUGAGUUUUAAGAUGCCUAGCAUAAGUUAUCUUAAGUGUUUAAGUUUCAUAUUUUGUUGUAUUGUGUUUUUACUUUAUAGCAAACCUAUUUGAAAGAAAUCAUGUACACAAAAGGGCAGCUAUUUGAAGACUGGUAACAGUUAAUCUUGCUUUUUUCCCUCUUGUUGUUUUUUUUUUUCCCAUUGAUAUGGAAACACACUAUUCAGUCCCACAUGACAAGCACACAGUUACGUUCUUGUUAUCUCAUCGCUGACACUUUAUUGCAUAUACAUUUUAUUAUUCUUUUUACAUUAAUGUGAUUUCAUUCCAAACAUUCAGUCUCAAACAGACUGACUGUCCCCUCAAGCUCCAGUAUCACUGCUUUCUUUCAAGAUUUGAUUCCCACCACAGGUCUCAUGAGAAUGAAUGUUUGAAUUGGAAUUUAGACAAAAAAUAGUAUUGUCUUAUGUAUAGUAAAAUAUAUAGAAAAUAAAAAAAUAAAAUAAAAUAAGAAGUCCAAGUAACCAGCACUUUCUGUCUGGCAUAAUCUAGACUUUAGGAGCCAGGCAGCAAGACUUUCACUCUAUGCCACAUGGCAGGUGUUGUGUUAUGUACAUAUUUUUCAUAACAUUGUAUAACUAGUCUUGCUGUUGUUGCAACUAUUGACUCUAUUAACAAUUGUAUAAAGACUUCACAUUUUAAAUAUAAAAAAAAAAAUUUAC
Messenger RNA from Scylla paramamosain (green mud crab), 8368 nucleotides. Its product is annotated as calcium/calmodulin-dependent protein kinase kinase 2-like. Gene Ontology annotation, molecular function: calmodulin binding; ATP binding; calcium/calmodulin-dependent protein kinase activity. The record is from RefSeq and is a predicted model, not a curated record. Gene Ontology annotation, cellular component: cytoplasm. Lineage: Eukaryota; Metazoa; Arthropoda; Malacostraca; Decapoda; Portunidae. Gene Ontology annotation, biological process: intracellular signal transduction; protein phosphorylation; positive regulation of protein kinase activity. Bases 1623 to 3197 code for a protein of 524 amino acids. The transcript has 11 exons.